Molecule: messenger RNA, 240 nt
Organism: Letharia columbiana
Lineage: Eukaryota; Fungi; Ascomycota; Lecanoromycetes; Lecanorales; Parmeliaceae
Exons: 1
Coding region: 1-240 (79 amino acids)
Source: RefSeq, a predicted model, not a curated record
AUGGUCGAAUAUGAGAGCGUACUUGAUUCUGGUGACACAGAUGACUCCGACAAAGACGAGAAAGAACCAUUUGUGACUUCGUCCUCGAAUCAACCAUCUGCGACAAAGCGUCCUCGCGCCUCAGACAAUGAGGACCGUGAAACGAAUGAAGUCAGAGAGCCCAGCUCUCGGAGCUCCCAGAAAUGGAAGCUGGAUGGUCAAAGCAAACGAUCGGAAAUAGCUUUUGCGUAUAAUCUUUAA